AUGGCAUCUUUGCUAGGGAAUUCUUCCCCCGUCACCAGCUUCCAGGCUCAGCAACAAUGCGACAGUGAGAUCGGCUGGACUACGAUCAGUGAGCGUAUACCGCCGGGGUUUAGUGGCAACAGUGACACCUUUGUAACUGUUGUUGCGUCCUUGGAUCGUCCGCCAGGUUCCACCUGCGAGUUUCGAGUUGCUGCGACGAAUGCCAACGGCCAAGGACCUUUCAGUUUGCCUUCAGCCAAAUUCACAACAUUGCAAACAGCUCCGGGUGCUGUGGCGAACUUACGGGUAGCUCGAGACCCGCUUACUGUGGUCUGGAACACACCUGAGGUGCUGGGCGGUCAUGCACUGGAAGAGCUAACCUACGAUGUGGAAUACCGCACAACUCUCGGCUCGACGUGGACGCGAUUGCCAGCUGAGCUGGUGGACUGCAGCAGUCGACUCGCCAACAUCUCAAUGACGUCGCUGAAAGGAUACACCACGUACGUCACGCGCGUCAGAGCGGUGGCUGAACGGCAAGCUGGUAGCUUCUCCCAGUCCGCAGAGUUCCUGACAGAUUACACGGUUGAAGACGACUCGAACAGCGACAACGUCAAGGAUUUAACCCUUGGAACACGCCAAGUGGUGAUCGCUGCAGCUCGUCAGCAAUGCGCUAACACACAGGACUGGUACUACGUCCAGUUGACUGGGAACGGCGGCAGUGGCGGCUCUACCAGUGGCGAUGAAGCCAAACCUGGCGAGCACGGAGCUGUUCUUGUCUUUCCAGUCACGUGGUCGGGCGAAAGACUGGCGGAACAUUCCUUCUUCUACACGGGAAGUGUCCAGACCUAUCGAGUUCCAAUUGACCAGUCUGCUCCUCAUCUUGCGCAUCGAAUUGUUGCUCUUGAUGUCUACGCCUGGGGCGCUGGGAGAGCUGGUGCGAGGUCGUCAAACGGAGCUUCAAGCGACUUGAGUAACGGCGGAGGAGGCGCCUUUGCACGUGGAGUUUUCCGUGUCAGUGCCGGUGAUGCUGUGGACAUUUUAGUUGGCGGUGGAGGCCUUCAAGACGGUCGGGGUGGGUUCAACGGCGGUGGAAACGGCGGCACAGGCGAUUUCCCAGGCGGCGGGGGCGGUGGCGCGUCUGAAGUGCGCGUGAAUGGACGAACAGCCGUCGUAGCUGCUGGAGGUGGCGGUGCGGGCUCGACGGAUUACUGUUGUGCCCAUGGAGGAGGCGGCGGUGGCUUGGAUGAAGCAGAGUCUGGUCUUGCACCGGAUGCGACAACGAUCCCACUCGACUCACGUGUGACUGGACAAGCAGCUAGAGACGAAUAUCAUUCCUCGAAUGUACCGGGAGACACGAGAGACUUCGAGGGACUCUCAGCGAGACAUGGACACCUCGACUGGGGCUUUGCUGCGAGUAGUGCAGACUACUCCGUUCUAGCAACUGGAGGCACAGGCGCCACGCCAACAACGGCAGGUGUGGCGGGGGCUGCAGGUUCCUAUCGCUAUUCUCUUGAAGGCACGUGUCUGUUGAACCCGCAGACAUCUCUGGUGGACGUCGCCGUGUCUCCGUUGACAGCAUCGCAUUGGCCUUCGAAUGGUCGAAAUGGAAGUGGCGGAAGUGGACAGAGUGGCAAACAAGCGGUGACUCCACUGACAUCCUCGAGCGUCAAAGUGAGCUGGAAAGCUCCUCGUUUUGGCUUCUCCCAGCUCGUGGAAGGAUUCGUGAUCGAGAUGGCCAAUCGCUCCGUCAAUGAGGACUUUCGUCUUGUACGUUUGGUCACUCUUCCGGCCACCGAUGUCACGGAGAAGAGCGGUACUCUCACCCUCCACGGUCUUACGCCGACGGCUGCGUACCGCUUUCGAGUGAAAGCUUUGCUGCUCGAUGGACGUGGCACUUUCAGUGAUGUCGUUACGCGGCGUAUGCCUACGAAGCCGAGGAAUACGUGGAAACGUUGCGUCACUCGAACUGUAGACGAGGAGAACACGAGAGCAGGAAUGCGCGUCACCAACACUCCUCCCUUGCAGCGAUUUCCGUCUGCUAGACGAGGACAUUCCCUCACAUUGCUGGACAAUUUUCUGUACAUCUUUGGAGGAAUGGCGAAGAGCUACGAGUGCAGCCGAUCACACAAAGUGCCGUGUUUAUUACAGCCGAGUCCACGAUCAGUGUCCAACGAUUUCUGGCGAUAUGAUCUGCGCACGGAGACGUGGUGGUCUGUGCCUCCGCCAGCGUUGGUACCUUCUCCAAGAGAGAAACACUCGAUGGCAGUGGUGAAUGACCGCUUGAUUCUGUUCGGAGGACGGCAGAACGACGUGUCGGACGCAAAUGACGCCUCGACGUGGGGACCUCGAGCCCUGAAUGAUCUGUGGGAGCUGUCAGUCUCCUCCAGUACAGCGAAACAGACGUCAGUGUCGCUGGAUUCUCGUCAGCCAUCGGCUUUGUCUAUUCCGGAUGGAGGACAAGUCUUUGCGCUUGGGAGGAAGAGUGGUAGUGCUGGUGGAGAGCAACUCUGCGUUGUCAACGUGUCUGUGAGUGUGCAGAUAACACACGCGUGUCCGCACACACUUGGCUUGCAGGUGUUUGGCCCCGGACCUGCAACGUUUCCAGGUCGACAGCAGAGUGCUCACUUUCCUGUUGAUUCACAAGCUCGAGAGACGACGUGGAGCGAUAGUCAAGGACUGAGGAGCCUACAAGGAGACAAGAGAGCGACUGGCACUGCGCCGAAUGCCAGAGCGUUCCCUGUGUUGCUACGUAGUCCCGACGAAGCUGCAGAUAAGAGUGAAUGCGUCCCAAGAACGGAGAAACUGCAGUUCGUGUCGACGUCUAGUCUCGAAGCGCUCUCGGUCUUCCAUCAGCUGCCUGUUGCCGGGAACUGGACGCUUGAGUUGACUGACACUGCAGCGGACGGCUUUGUCGGGACCCUGGACUCGUGGGACGUCACUUUCGACGUUGCGCCUUGCGUUCCUGCCUUCACGUGGACGAAUCUGUCGUCCAUAGCAACGGGAACGGCCCCGACCGCGCGGUUCCAGCACUCGGUUGUCGUAGUCGGGAGCAGUAUGUUCAUCUUCGGAGGCACAGCGGGAGGUACUGGCUCGGAGCUGAGCGACUUGUAUCGACUGGAUUAUACCCGCAGUGUGGCGCUCGGUGUCGCGCCAACUGCUCGAUGGACGCAACUUGCGUCUCUGACCGACAGAGAGAGCCCCAGUAUCGCUGAGAGGAGAGUUCAUGCAGGACGGGCAACGUUGCUGACUCCGUUUGAGUUGAUGGCUGUCGGGCGUGGACUCAAGUCUCCUCGACGAGCGUCUCUCGGGUCCAGGACGGCGAUGGCAGCUUCUCGCCUCGAGUCGCAACUGGACGUUCGUUUGAAGCGUCUCGAAGAUCUGAUCGACGGAUGGAGAGCUGUCGCUACUGCAUCUGGAGAGGAUGAGAGCGCUCUUGACGAACAGCGUCCUGUGCCUCGGUACUGGGCUGCUAGCGCCUUUGUUUCCUCACUGCCAGGUAGUAAGGUGCCGCGUGUAUUCCUGUUCGGCGGCCAAGAUGACACGACGCUGCUGGACGAUCUCUGGAGUCUGGAACUGGCUCAGCUAGAUGAGGAUUUCCCUCAAGAUCGUCGAAAGAGUCAACGGAUCAGAGCAUGUGCGUGGAGACAAGAGAACUCGGCGUACAGGACACAAUGGGCAUCGUCUUGUGGGGCAAGCAAUACGGCAGCUGCAGUAGAUAAAUGCACACUGGAGAUGCUGCUGUUGUACGCAUGGUGCGACGAGUAUUACCAGUCGAUUGGAUUAUAA
This is a messenger RNA of Phytophthora infestans T30-4, 3765 nucleotides long. RefSeq names its product fibronectin type III domain-containing protein. The transcript is spliced from 2 exons. The coding region runs from base 1 to 3765 and encodes 1254 amino acids. Gene Ontology annotation, molecular function: protein binding. Lineage: Eukaryota; Oomycota; Peronosporomycetes; Peronosporales; Peronosporaceae. The record is from RefSeq and is a predicted model, not a curated record.